AUGGAACCAGAGCCGUCCCCUGCUGCUCUCCUCAAGGCUAUCACAGCCCUCACAACCACAGUCGGGUCCUUGCAGGACCAAAUCCGCGCCCAAAGCCAACAAAUCACCAAGCUUAGGGCCAUAUGCAAGGAAACAGCGGACCUCCUUGGGGAUAAGGAUCAAGGAGCCCCCCAAACCCAGCCUGGCCCAUUGACUGGGCCUGUCACUCCCCCUACCCACACAGGGGGAGAAGCCCACACUCCAGGCACGGUUAGGCCUGGGCUCAAGGCCCCAUUCAGGCCAUCAAGAGGAACGGGAUUUGAUUCCAAGGAAGACAAAGAACCAAGGCGUCCCAAAAAGGAGCCUCAAGGAACGCCUAGAAGGCACCUUGGGUCACUUACCCCCUUUGAUGCUGGGUCCAGUGUAAAGAGACCCAAGAUGGACCUCCCUGACCCAUACACGGGAGAUUCCAGGGGCUGCAAAGCCACCCAAUGGCUGGAUAGAAUGAUGCUCUGGGUGGCCCUCCACCAAGACCAAUUUGAUGAGGAGGAGCAGAUGGUUGUGUGGAUCCUUUACCACAUGACCAAUAAGGCCGCAGACUGGGCACUCCCCAUUAUUGGGGCAAUUAUCAAGGGCAAAGGAAGCCCCCCUACCACCAUCCAGGCCCUAACAGGCAAAUUCAAGGAGGCGUUUGCUGACCCAGAUGCCAAGAGGGCUGCUGCCAGAAAAAUUGCGGUACUCUCCCAAACCACUACCACCUCUGAGUACGUCACGGAGUUCCGCAAUCUCAUGGCGGAAUUAGACUGGAACAAGGAGGCUUAUAUUGCGCAGUUCACGCGAGGCCUCCACUGGAAAGUUAAGGAACUGCUAUCAACCAAGGAUAGCGUCCCUGACAAACUCAAAGCCAUUUUUGCGGCUUCCAUAAAAAUUGACAACAUUUGCCGCAAAAAUGAGGAGAACCGCCCAAAAAAGGCACCCACCAAGUCCCUGGCCACCGCGGCCACCACCUCCACUACCACCACACAACAGGUCCGACUAUCAGAGGAUCCCAAUUACGUUACCCCAGAGGAAAGGGAUUGCUGUUGCGCGUCUGGCCUCUGUGUCAAGUGCAGUCAAAAGGGGCAUGGCAUCAAACAGUGCCCUAACGGUUGGAAGGCAACUAUCAAGGAAGUUGCCAAGGUAGCUGAGGAGGAAUUGGGAAAAGAAUAA
Rhizoctonia solani is the source of this 1188-nucleotide messenger RNA. RefSeq names its product Retrotransposon-derived protein PEG10. The transcript has a single exon. NCBI's taxonomy places the organism in Eukaryota, Fungi, Basidiomycota, Agaricomycetes, Cantharellales, Ceratobasidiaceae. Gene Ontology annotation, molecular function: zinc ion binding; nucleic acid binding. The record is from RefSeq and is a predicted model, not a curated record. The coding region runs from base 1 to 1188 and encodes 395 amino acids.